CCCAAACAUUUUCGGCGACAGUGGGCCUUACGCCAAUGAGCAUAGCUUGACUUCUCCUGACGAAGGUGCUGUCGUAGGUUGUCGCCAGGAUGACGUAGGUUGUCGCCGGUGCUGACCGGAAGUCAAGUAGCGACAGGCAUUGGAAAAACACGUCCACAGCUCCACGUGGUCAGGCGACUAUAGUGCGUGGACAUUCUGCAUUCUGUGUUGGGGACAUUGGACAGUGCAACAUGGCUCCAAGGAGAAGGAAGGGGCAGCCCAAGGGGAAGGCCCAACCCCCAUCCCCACCCCCCAGGCAGGUGGAGACUGAGGAAACCCAGGAGGAGAAGGCACAGGAGGAGAGCAGGGAGGUGGCCAGUGUCCCCACCACCACCCGGAGUGGCCGCUCUGCCAAGACUGCAGGUAUUGCUGCUGCUGACCCAGACUCACCAUCAGAUUAUGCUCAGGACACUGAUGCCUCAAGUGAGGUGAAGAAGGGCAGGACACGCAAGGUACUUCCUUAUGAGUUCAGCAGGGAACAAGAAGGAGAGCUGGUCGAGUGGUAUCAGGCAAACCCUGAGUUGUAUGAUAAGAACUGCCAACAAUAUCGUAACAAGGACAGGAAGUACUCACUAGUUGACAGCAAGGCGAAGGAGUUCCCUGACUGCACAUAUGCCCAACUCUGUCAGUGGUUCACAGGUCAGAGAACAAGAUAUGGCAAGCUGUCGCAGAGUGGGAACAAGUCAGGGUCUGGUGGCAUAAACUUUACCCCCAGGCAGCAGUGGAUCAUCGACAAAUGGGGCUUUAUCAAAUCACAUAUAGUACGAGCAGAGAUGAGACAGAGCACCAAGAAGUUUGACAAGAAGAAGCCAUUGCCCAGUAUGUCAAGUGAAGAGGAGUUUGAUUCACUUGAGGGAACCUCUGGAUCCACACCCUCCACCAGUCAGCAGCACAGCAAGAGGAGCAGGACCACUGCCAACUCCACUGCAGGCUCCAUCCCUAAUGCAACUGAGUUAGAGGAGAGAGGGGCAAGUCAGAAGGAGCUGAUCAAGCAGCUCAUGCAACAGGCAACAGAGGCCAGGGAGGCCAGACAGGCCAUGACCCAGCCCCAGACACCACAUGAGAGAGCUGUUGACACCUUCCAGGCAUUCUUAAAGACUGAGCUGCUCAAAAUACCAGAAAACAUGUGGUUCAACUACACCAUGGCUGCCAUGAAGGUGGCCCAUAACUUCUCCCACCCGACUCUGCAGCUGUUGGGACACAUGGGAGAGCAACAGAUGGGGCUGAUGGGAUCACCACAUCAGCAGGCUCACCAGUUUCCCGAAUCAGGCUGUGGGACUCCAACCCACCACCAGUAACCGGGAGAGGACUGCGAAGUCAGAGCUCACAGCAAGUAACCAACUGCAUAUCGGGCAAUCGCAUGUCAAAGGCCACGGACCUGAGGAGUUAAAUUUUGCUCACCCUAUCUCUCUUCUCAGAGAGUGUCUGAUCUGCGUAACAUUUCCUGAUUGCUUAGGUUUUCCAGCAGCCUUAUUUUGACCAGAGAAGAUUGGAUAUUGAGGAUAUAUUCCAGUGAAGGUAUGCUGACCCAACUGUUUGUUUCUCAAUUUAAAAAACAAGAACUUAGUUUCACUAUCAAGUACUUUCCGAAUACAUUUAUGAACAAUUUAACAGAAAACCACACAACUACAAUUUACUAUCAAAUUAAAGAAGGGUCUCGAGGUCUCAACCCGAAACUUCACCAAUUCCUUCUCUCCAGAGAUGCUGCCUGUCCAAUUGAGUUACUCCAGCAUAAUCCUCCAGGGUCACCUGCCCUGGCUGCCCUGCCGGCAGUCUGUUAGUUUUUUC
Amblyraja radiata (thorny skate) is the source of this 1827-nucleotide messenger RNA. RefSeq lists its product as uncharacterized. The record is from RefSeq and is a predicted model, not a curated record. Lineage: Eukaryota; Metazoa; Chordata; Chondrichthyes; Rajiformes; Rajidae. The coding region runs from base 231 to 1337 and encodes 368 amino acids. The transcript has 6 exons.